CCUGAAUGCACAUGUGGCGGCCCCAGGUGUAAGCGAUCAGGGGCGUACUAUGCAGCUAUGCAGCUAUGCAGUCCUGAAUUGAUCAACGCAUGCCACCGCUUGGGAAACAUUCCUCCACGACAAUUCUGGAACCUCUUCUUCCUUCGCGCUGUGCAUAGCCCGCCAGUCCGCGUCUGUGCUUGCUGAUCGUCGGAUGAGUCGACGACAAUCCUGAGACACUUGGCAGCCAGAGGGACUGGAGCCAGGCAUUGGUUUCAUCGCAUCUUCAGCGGUCGACCGCCUACCUAUCUGUUCUCUUGCUUCUUGCUCCUGUGCCUGUGUCCCGCGGACAAUGCUCGCGUGGUGUCUGUCAAGAUGGUUAGCACCCGCAGCAUGAGGCUGCUGAUUUUGGCGCUCCUGAUUACCGUUACAUUCUUAUACAUUGGCUGGGACCGGCCGCUUGUAUGGGGCGACGUUCCGGACUUUGUGACUGACCCGGCGCCCGGGGCCGGGGCCGGGGCCGUGGCGGACGGGAAGGCAAAUACGCCGCCGCCCAGCGGCGAUGCCCUGAGCCGACCCGGGUCCCCGGGGCUGAAUGACGAUGAGACGGAUGGGCCUGGGGACGGGAAAGAGGAAGAUGACUACGAUUACGAGCGCCCAACGAGCCCCGAGGACGUCCCGCCGCCGGCCUCGCCCAGCAACGAGAAGGUUGAAGGAGAGGCCUCAGCCACCCCGGUCAAGGCUGGGGGACAGGCUCCGAAACCGACGGUGGAAUGUCCCGUGAGCUUUGAGAGCUACAUGAGUAGCCAGCCAGGCCCCAAGUCAACGGGCAGACGCAAGUUUCCCCUGGUCCGCCCGCCUCCCGAGUGUCGAACUUUUGUGGUCCCGGAGCUCGACGAGUACAUCACCAAGAUGGAGUCCAAGAUCAAGGACCCGGAUCUGUAUAGGCUCUUCCAGAACAGCUUCCCGAACACGCUGGACACCAUGGUCAAGUGGCACGGGUAUGCCCAGGACAACGGCACUGAGACGACGGAGGAGCUCAGCUACAUCAUCACGGGCGAUAUCGACGCCAUGUGGUUGCGCGACAGCGCGAGCCAACUGUACUCGUACCUGCACUUCCUGUCACCAGAGAGCUCAUCAGUCGGCGGCAAACUCAACACGCUGAACUCACUCUGGCGGGGGCUGAUCAACUCACACUCGCGCUACAUCAUCAUAUCCCCCUACUGCCACUCGUUCCAGCCCCCACCCGAGUCCGGCAUCCCGCCCACGACCAACGGCGCGUACCACAACAACAACCCGCGCCCGGCCUACGACCCGGUCAAGGUCUUCGACUGCAAGUGGGAGCUCGACAGCCUCGCCUCUUUCCUCCAGGUCAGCUCGGGCUACUACGAGCGGACCAAAGACCUGGCCUUCUUCGCCCGGUACAACUGGAUCGAUGCCGUCAAGGCCUCUGUUGACGCCGCCGCCGCCAUGACGGUCGGCACCUAUGACGACGAGGGCCGCGUGCUCCCCUCGGCGUGGACCUUCACGGGCUGGACGAACAGGGGCUCCGAGACGCUGACCAACGACGGGCUCGGCAACCCGAGCAAGACGAACGGCAUGGUGCGGACGGCGUUCCGCCCCAGCGACGACGCGACCAUCUUCCAGUUCUUGGUACCUGCCAACAUGAUGUUUGCGACCUACCUGGAAGAGGCGUCCAUCAUCAUGGAGGCGCUCGCGGAGGGCGGCAAGGGCAGCAACGCACUCCCAGGGAUGGACGCCGACAAGACGGCGCGGGCCGCCAACGUGACGGCCGGGAUGCGCUCCCUGGCGGCGGGGAUCCGGCGCGGCAUCGACAAGGACGCGGUGGUCAAGCACCGCGACUUUGGCGACAUCUUCGCGUACGAGUGCGACGGCUUCGGCGGCGUCAACCUCAUGGACGACGCCAACGUCCCCAGCCUGCUGUCGAUGCCGCUCUUCGGCUACGCGCGGGGCCCGCCGGCGCGGCUGGCAAAGCUGCCCGAGGGCGAGCACGCGCCGCCGAGGCGGGACUACGCGGCCAUCUACCAGAACACCCGGCGCUUUGCCCUCUCGCUCGCGAACCCCUACUACGCCAAGGGGCCCGAGAUCUCCGCCGUGGGCGGGCCGCACCUCGGCCCCGGCAGGGCGUGGCCCAUGGCGGCCCUGGUGGCGGGCAUGACCGCCUUUGACGAGGAGACGGGGCUCGCGGGGCCCAAGGGGAAGGGCGGCGUGGAGGACGAGGUCGCCGAGCAGCUGGGCAUGGUGCUGAACUCGACCUCGGGCAUGGGCGUCGUCCACGAGAGCGUCAACUCGUGGAAUGGGAAUGCGUUCACGCGGGCUUGGUUCGGCUGGGCGAACGGCCUGAUGGGCGAGUUGAUAAUCAGGAUCGAGGAGUGGGAGAUGAAGGCUAAUAAGUUGAGCGGCGCCGGGUUGCUGGGUAGAAGCUGGCAGUGAGUUGGACAUGAAUUGCGGUAAAGAGCACAUAUAGCCAGGGCUGUAGGAGCCCUUGGGAGGUAAUUGGCAUAUCACAUCAAUUUGAAAUCAAAAAUUCUGAGAA
Molecule: messenger RNA, 2536 nt
Organism: Diaporthe batatas
Lineage: Eukaryota; Fungi; Ascomycota; Sordariomycetes; Diaporthales; Diaporthaceae
Exons: 2
Coding region: 355-2433 (692 amino acids)
Biological process (GO): carbohydrate metabolic process
Source: RefSeq, a predicted model, not a curated record